Messenger RNA from Oncorhynchus kisutch (coho salmon), 3364 nucleotides. RefSeq names its product zinc finger protein 3. Lineage: Eukaryota; Metazoa; Chordata; Actinopteri; Salmoniformes; Salmonidae. The record is from RefSeq and is a predicted model, not a curated record. The coding region runs from base 208 to 654 and encodes 148 amino acids. The transcript is spliced from 4 exons.
UAUAUCUGCCGCAUGGAAAAGAACAACAUACCCAUUUCCCGCAAUGUUAAAAAUAAUUUUUUUUAUCUCAUUCAUUUCCUCGCACAGUAGGUGGCGGCAAUACACCAAUAGGUUGUAAUAGUCUGUCAUUUAAGCUUGAAAGAAGAAGAAGAAGAAGAAGAAGAAGAAGAAAUAACACACUAGAUAGCUACCAACCAUUGUGUGAAAAUGUCUAAUAUAGAGUUGUUGAGAUUGAUUUUCAACGAACGAUUUAGAGCGUGUCCUAAACUAUUCAGAGCUGUUGAAAAGACCAUAACAGAGUACCAGGAAAAUGUUUCCCCAUCGAAAGAGGAGAACGACUGUGUAAAGAGGCUGCUUGAUUUCAUCCUUCUACCAGAGAUACAGUUACAUAGAGCAGAUCUCCAGAAAACCACAGUCUCUGAAGAGGAGGUUUACCUUGAGCAGAACCAUUGUGAACAAGAAUGUAGCCUCAGUCUGGAGCAGGACUCAAAAUCCACACAGAUUAAAGAGGAACAGGAGGAAUUUAUGACCAGCCAUGGAGAAGAGCCAUUUCAAGAGCUGAAGAAUGAUAAAGACUCUGUAUUCAUUCCUUUCAGUGUGAAAAGCUCAAUAUUUUGGGGGAAUAGGAGUCCUCAGAAGAGGCCCUCCAAAUAAGACUGGAGGCCAUUGUUGGUAAGAUUCAAAAUUGUUUAUCAAAUGUUUUUCUGUGUUGUCUUAUGUGACCUCUGCUGGCAGAUGGUUGAUAAUGGCUUCUAGUUGGUUGUCUCUUGUACUUGUCUUUAUUUUCUAAAAGGGUACAUGGUGGAGAAAUGUGAUUGCAACAAGAAACAGGACCAAGAUACAUAAGUCAAAGCUGAAUGAAGACAAGGCCUCAAAUGAAUUUAAUAAAAUAAAUAUAUUUGCAUAAAUCUUAUUUCUUGUUUGAUAUAACAAGUUAGAAACUUGAGUUAAUAAAAUGUGCACUUGGCAGUUGCAAAGAAAAAGUAAAGAUUAAGAUGGGCAAAAGAACAGGCACUGGACAGAGGAACUCUGCCUAGAAGGCCAGCAUCCCAGAGUCGCAUCUUCACUGUUGACAUUGAGACUGGUGUUUUGCAGGUACUAUUUAAUGAAGCUACCAGUUGAGGACUUGUGGGGCGUCUGUUUUUCAAACUAGACACUAAUGUACUUGUCCUCUUCCUCAGUUGUGCACCGGGGCCUCCCACUCCUCUUUCUAUUUUGGUUAGCACCAGUUUGUGCUGUUCUGUGAAGGGAGUAGUACACAGCGUUGUACCAGAUCUUCAGCUUCUUGGCAAUUUCUCACAUGGAAUAGCCUGAUGAGUUUCAGAAGAAAGUCCUUUGUUUCUGGCCAUUUUGAGCCUUUAAUCAAACCCACAAAUGCUGAUGCUCCAGAUAACCAACUAGUCUAAAGAAGGCCAGUUUUUUCGCUUCUUUUAAUCAGCAAAACAGUUUUCAGCUGUGCUAACAUAAUUGCAAAAGGGUUUUCUAAUGAUCAAUUAGCCUUUUAAAAUUAUAAACUUGGAUUGGCUAACACAAUGUGCCAUUGGAACACAGGAGUGAUGAUUGCUGAUUAUGUCCUAUGUAGAUAGAAAUGUCCUUGUUUUUGACUAAGUGACCCCAAACUUUUGAACGGUAGUGUAAAUCACUACUGGUCAGUAGUGGAUAAAGUACCCAACUGCUAUACUUGAGUAAAAGUCUAAAAGUAUUUGAUUUUAACCAUACUUAACUAUCAAAAGUAAAAGUAUAAAUAAUUUUAAAUUCCAUAUUAGGAAAACCAGAUCAAACAAAUUCUUUUUUUACGGAUAGUCAGGGGCACACUCCAACACUGACAUAAUUUAGGGAAAAUAUAUUGAGUGAAAGUAGUUAAAAAUAUAAAUAGUAAAGUACAGAUAUCCCCAAAAACUACUUAAGUAGCAGUGGAUACACAUCUCAAAAGCAAUCAUUUAGUAAAACCAGUAGGUUUUGUAUAGUAGUGUUGAGUAGUACUUAUUUAUGAGGGAAGGGUAGGGACGACAAAGAUCCCAGAUAGCACUACGCCUUUUCUCAAUUUGAUUUGCUCAACUCCUGCGUCCCCUCUUGCCUCCAUUUGUAAAAGGCAAUCAAGGAGAGGUGGCGAGGAGACUGAAUGUGGACAAUGCGCUUGUAUGAAAUAACUCAACUCAAAUUACGUUUACAGUGGUAGAACCCUGAAUAAAUGUGUAGUCAUAAAAACAUAAGUUAGUUUUGCCAUACAUUUUAUAGAUAAAACUAUAAGUAGCAUAUUGUUUUAAAAUGUGUGCAUGCUAUCCUCCGACCAAAACAAAAGCUGAUUCAGAGGGUGUGUGGCAAAUUUUAAACCACUUCUGUGGAGGACUCAGGAUACACAUGAAUAUCCUCGAUGAUCGGUGGUUAUCGAGAAGGGGACGUCUUCCAUUUGCCUACUAAUGAAUUUACAUCUCCUCGACCACUUAUCGGUUUCUGGGUUACGGAGGAGAGCUGGAGGACAGACUUUUCCCCAAAUGAGAAAAGGCCUUGUGCUUCCUCGGCGGGAGGUAGUGAGGACACGCUUCCGGUCGCCUACUAACUAAUUGACACUACUCGACCACUUAUCGGUUUCCAGGUCACAGAGGAGAGGACUGAGUCGUCAGAGAGGAUGGUCUUUUGACCAAAUGAGAAUCUCCCCAAGUUUAGACAGAGGCUGUCUCCACAGCAGCAGACCCUCAAGUCGACUACUGAUUUAUGGUCUCACGGAUGGACAGCCCUGCGGCCGGGACUCCCUAAAAACGGCACUUUGAUACAGCUACGACUGGAAGUGACUUUGUAGACGGUUAGAAGAGCAUUUUCACUAACCCUAAUCUAAUUCUCCAAACCUGCUGCUUUAAGUUCUAACUUGCUCCGAAAAAGUCGCGUCCGGUUGUAGCUGUAUCGAAGUGGUGUUUUUACGGAAUCUCCUGUGGUUACACUGGAAUACAUCGGUGCACUGACUUUGGUACUGCAAUCAAUUUGAGACUCAAAAGGUUCACUUCUUCAAUGAAAUGGGGAGAAAAUUGUCCAAUGGCGCGGGACAGAUUUUUCCAAGUAUGUUCUGACUGUCAUAUUUCAGGCAUGAUUGCCAUUAGAAAUGUUUUAUUCAUCAGGAAAACCUCCAUUGACCCUCCAUUCAUUCUAUGCUUACUUGAUGCCAUCUAUUUGCACACUGCACGGGAUGACUAUGGCAGAGAGGAAUAAAUUAUGCACACAUAACAUGUAGAAAUACUGCAGGUUUUAUUUACUUGCACAGGGAUCUGUGGUCUGGUAGGGUUGAUUCUGUCAAGGGAUAAUGUGCCAUCUUGUAUUUGCUUCAUUUGGCAUUGAGGUGUCCCUCAGUCUUUGAGAGAGACUUGAUAUG